AUGUUAAAAUCAGAAGUAAAACAUGGAUGUGACUUACAUAUAUCACAAGAGUUUAAUUCAACAGAUAACAUUAAUAUUUUGAUUGACAAACUAAUCAUGAUUCUGAUUAAAAUACAAGAUGAAGAUAAUGUUAAUGAGUAUUAUGGAGUUAUUCCUUUUAUUGCUCCGGAAAUAUUUCAAGGACAAAAAUUUAAGAAAUAUACCAAAGCAUCAGACGUAUAUAGCUUUGGUAUGAUUAUGUGGGAAUUAAUGACAGGUAGAAGACCUUUUUGGGACCAAAAUUAUGAUACAGAACUUAUUAUGAAAAUUUGUGAUGGUUUUCGUCCUCCAAUUGUUACAAAUGCACCUGAAGAGUUUACAGAGUUUACAGGAAGUUCAAGAAGUCGAGUAAUUAUUGGUAAGAGAAAGUUUGAUGAUGAAAAUAAUGAUAUAGAUGAAAGCAUUAAAAGAACAAAAUUCGAUGGAAAUAAUA
Molecule: messenger RNA, 472 nt
Organism: Funneliformis geosporum
Lineage: Eukaryota; Fungi; Glomeromycota; Glomeromycetes; Glomerales; Glomeraceae
Source: the annotation of a GenBank genome assembly